This is a messenger RNA of Anoplopoma fimbria (sablefish), 1409 nucleotides long. Its product is annotated as alpha-internexin-like. The record is from RefSeq and is a predicted model, not a curated record. Gene Ontology annotation, cellular component: postsynaptic intermediate filament cytoskeleton; cytoplasm; intermediate filament. The coding region runs from base 1 to 1344 and encodes 447 amino acids. Gene Ontology annotation, biological process: intermediate filament organization. The transcript has 5 exons. NCBI's taxonomy places the organism in Eukaryota, Metazoa, Chordata, Actinopteri, Perciformes, Anoplopomatidae. Gene Ontology annotation, molecular function: structural constituent of postsynaptic intermediate filament cytoskeleton.
AUGAGCCACGGGGACCGUUACACCUCGUCGUCCUACCGGAAGAUCUUCGGGGAUUCUCCCAAGUUCGCUUCCUCUCCCAGGGCCUCCCCGGGGCUCAGGUCUAUGGCCUCGUCCCGCCACGGCGCCUCCUCCAUGGGCCUGUACCGGCGGCUCGGCCGGUCCUCUUACUCCCCGGUGCCCACCGACUCCCUCGACCUGACGCAGACCUCCGUGGUCAACAGUGAGUUCAAGGUCGUUAGGACCAACGAGAAGGAGCAGCUGCAGGGACUGAACGACCGCUUCGCCAUGUUCAUCGAUAAAGUCCGGCACCUGGAGCAGCAGAACAAGAUGCUGGAGAUGGAGCUGGUGACGCUGCGGCAGAAGCAGGGCGAGCCGUCCCGCAUCGCCCACCUCUACCAGCAGGAGCUGAGGGACCUGCGGACGCAGGUGGAGGAGCUGAGCCGGGACAAGAACCGCAUCUUGAUCGAGAGGAACAACAUGGAGGACGAGCUGCAGAAGCUCAGUGUGAAGUGCGACGAGGAGAUGAGGGCACGCGAGGAGGCCGAGCAGACCCUGAGGUCCUUCAGGAAGGACGUGGACGACGCCACGGCCGUCCGCCUGGAUCUGGAGCGCCGCCUGGAGUCGCUGAUGGACGAGAUCGCCUUCCUGAGGAAAGUCCACGACGAGGAGAUCCAGGAGCUGAGCAGCAUGAUGGAGGAGCAGCAUGUCUCCGUGGAGCUAGAGCUCGCCAAGCCAGACCUCACCUCGGCCCUGAAGGAGAUCCGCAGCCAGUACGAGUCCAUCGCUUCCAAGAACCUGCAGUCUGCCGAGGAGUGGUACAAGGGCAAGUUUGUCAGCCUCAGCGAGCAGGCCACCAGGAGCAAUGAGGCCAUGAGGGCCAGCAGGGAGGAGAUCAGCGAGUCCAGGAGGCAGCUGCAGUCCAAGACCAUUGAGAUAGAGAGCCUGAGGAGCGCCAAUGAGUCUCUGGAGAGGCAGAUCGCAGAGAUGGAGGACGCACACUCCGCUGAAGUCACAGCCAUGCAGGACACUAUCGGCCACCUGGAUACUGAGCUUAGGAACCUGAAAGGCGAGAUGGCCCAGCACCUGAGGGAGUACCAGGACCUGCUCAAUGUCAAGAUGGCGCUGGACAUAGAGAUCGCUGCCUACAGGAAACUGCUGGAGGGAGAGGAGACUCACUUUAACUCGGGGAUGUCGUUCGGCGCUGCCGGGUACGGCUACCAGCCCCGGGGCUCGGCCGCCUCCUCCUCCCGGGGCAGCCAGAGGGAGAAGGACGGGGCCAACAAGGAGAGCUUCAAGGAGAGCUGCGAGGAGAAAGAUGAGGCGGACAUCAACUCCAACAACUGAUAGACAGGGAAAUGUGGUCAUGUGCGAUGUCUGCAUAGUGAGUUCAUAGUCGCAUUCUGUAUUUG